AUGGAGAAUAAAGAUUUAGCAGAGCAAAAUGAAGUAGCUUAAGAAUAAAAGACCUCUGUAGUAGGAUCAGUUGUGUCUGAGUCUAAUGUAGAUACAGAUACUUCUAUUGACACUAUGCCAAAAGAUAACACUACUUAUAAGCUCAAGGAAUAUUGGGACUUUAGAUUUACUAAAGAAUAGAAAUAUGAAUGGUUGGCUUCAUACUAAGAUAUAAAAGAUGUUCUUUCUUAGCAUGUAAAAAAAAGUGAUAAAAUCCUUCUUGUUGGAUGCGGAAACUCAUAAUUAGGACCCGAAAUGACAUAGGAUGGAUAUGAAAAUGUUAUUUCAUCUGAUUUUAGUGUUACAGUUAUAAAAAAUAUGAGCGAAAAAUUCCCAGAGCAAAAAUGGGUAGUCAGUGAUGUAAAAAAUUUAAAGGAAUUCUAAGAUGGAGAGUUUGAUGUUGUUUUUGAUAAAGCCACAAUGGAUGCUUUGGUCACUGAUGAAGGUAGUUGUUGGAAUCCUAACCAAAAAACUGUGGAUGAUUGCUCCGAAAUGUGUCAAGCUGUCCACAGAGUCUUAAAGAAAGAGGGUAAGUUCUUGUAGCUUACAUUUUAAGAUCCAUACUUUAGAAAAAGAUAUAUUUUAAACCCUGAAAUAGAUUGGAAGUAAACCAAUUAUCAUAAAAUUGAUACCGGACUUGGUUAUCACUUCUUUGUUAUUCAAAAAAAUUGA
Tetrahymena thermophila SB210 is the source of this 711-nucleotide messenger RNA. RefSeq names its product S-adenosylmethionine-dependent methyltransferase. The record is from RefSeq and is a predicted model, not a curated record. Gene Ontology annotation, molecular function: S-adenosylmethionine-dependent methyltransferase activity. Lineage: Eukaryota; Ciliophora; Oligohymenophorea; Hymenostomatida; Tetrahymenidae. The transcript is spliced from 2 exons.